UUUAGUUGCUAAUCUUUUUUUUAGUUUAGUUAUAUAAUAUAAACAUGGAUAAUAAACCAAAACUACCACCUGGUCCAAGACCAAGGAUAAAGCCUCGUGUGCUGCCACCUCCUGGAGAUUUCAUAGCUUUGGGAAAGUCAACAGCAACAAAAGCCCGGUCAAAUGAAGCAGAUUCUAAGCCAUCACAGAUGCCUAUCAGAAAAUCUGGAAUGGUGUCUUCAAUUACUUCGGCUCAGAAACGCAAAGAUAUCAAUCCCAUAAAUCCAGUUGUGGCGAAACAGGCAAGAACGUUUUCUCCAUCUUUCUUGCACAACAAAGACAUGGUUAAAACUCUUGAGAUGGAACCCAUGAUUUCAGUAAAACUUGUAGAUGCUCAACCUGGAGAUUUAGAAGAUCAAGUAUUAUUGGCACAUGCGAAAGGCGAUCAAGACCAAAUAGAUGGUUUGUUAUGCAGUGCAAUAAAAAACUUAAAGAUUAACCGUCUUAAGCCUGACCCGAUGUUGUAUCUUUCAUUAAUGAAUCUCUCCAAGUCCAACCCAAGCAUAUUUUCAUCGAAACGGAUUGUUGAGCACUUGCUUCAGUUUUUGCGGAGAGAGGUGACAGGUAUUGCUGUUAAACCUAAGCCAAACACACUGUUAUGCAUCAUGACGUGCAACAUUUUGCUUCAUGUUUUUCAAAAUGAAGAAACCUGGCCACAAUCAUUUAUGAAGGUGUAUGUCGAAGAUGCAUUAGGAGAUAGAUCAUGGGUUGAUAACGACUAUAAUAAAGAUUUCGUUGCCAACAUAACAAAAGUUUUUGGAACUGUUUUACCCGUAAGACAAACAAAUUUGCCGGCUACCAAAACAUUAGAUGCAUCAACUGGUUUGUUAAAUGUAUCAUUAGGGAAGAGUAGCGAAGAAAAAAUCUUAGAUGAAGCUGGGAUUUCGCUAGAAGCUAGUGAGCCUCCUGGCAUACAUAAUAGGUACACAUUAAACAAAGAUGAAUCAGCUAUCCAUACAUACAUUAAUGAAGUAGUCAAAGAACAGCUAAACAAAAGGCAAAUGAUUGAUAGUGUGUCCAGGAAUAUUCUCCGAUUUCUUACAGCUGUGUGUGGUUAUGUUGAAGUGCGUCUGUUGGCUUCUCAACGAUUGGAAACCUGGCUCCAAAACCCAAAGUUGACUCGUCCUGCUCAAGAGCUUCUAAUGUCAGUGUCUAUGAAUUGUACAACACAUUCUGUAGAAGAUGUAGAAGUGAUUGCAAAUAUAGUAAAAAUGAGGCUAAAGGCCAAGCCAGUUGCAAAUCAAUAUAUCCAGUGCAUCAAGGAAAUGAUAUCACAACAUCCAGAAAACCUUGGAACAACACUUAAACAUGUCGUUUAUAAUGAAUUAAGCCAACAAAGAAAUCCAAACAAUAUGGCUACACUGUCUGUUAUAUUUUCAAAUGAACCUGAAUCAGCGGCAAAGUAUCUUUCUUUGGUGUUCCAAGACUUGUUGUGCAACAGAGAGGAUUAUCUUCGAGCCAUCAGAGCACUAUUUCGAGAAAUAGUAAAAUACUUGAAAUAUGAAGUGAAUUUAGUGGAGUUUUGUCGUGGUAUGAUGCAAGAAAGAAAAGAAGCAGUAUUUUUAGGAUUGGAUCAACCAUCAAAGGACCGCAUGUUUGCAUCCGUCGUUGACCUGAUAUGUCUUGGCUGCUUUUUGUCCAUUUCACCAGUGGUAAAAGAGUUAGCUGUGUCUUUAUUAAAAGGGGACAAAAGAGAUUAUUCUGUGCUUCAAGCAUGUCAAACACAGCUGUCAAUCAUACAGAGAGACGCAAUAUGGUUCUUUCAUACAAAGGUUAUGCAGAUGUACAAUUGUUCAGAGAGAGAUUUUGUUUUGGGAUUAAACCGAGUGCUCUUUCUUGAUACAAAUGAUCAAUACAGUUUAAAGGACAACUGGCCACCUGAAGCAGAGAGAAGUCUUCUGCUAGACAUCUCACGGGAAGUCCCGCUGGCUGAGGAUGGUUUAUUGCGGCUACAUUUGCUGGGAUUAUCAGAAGAGAUACCAUUAAAUUGUGCAGAUGCUUUGGAUGUUAUUGAAAAGUUAGUAAUGAGAUCUGCAAUUUUAAAAACCGGGCUACAAGGGCUUGAGAUUGAAAGAAUUGAAGUGUUAAACAUGCUUCUUAGCUUAUCUGCCUAUUCGCAUCCAAAAGAUAUUAUGCUACCAGCUGGCUACUCUCCUCCUCCACUUGCCAUUAGUAACUUGUAUUGGAAAUCCUGGCUUAUAUUAUUAAUCCUCGCUGCUACAAACCCUGCUACUAUAGGUUUCAAGGUAUGGGAAACAUAUCCUACAGCUCGAUGCUUGAUGGAGAUGUUGAUCACAGGCUGUUACGAGUUUCCACCUCUCGGCAUUGGAGAAGUAACUGCACAAGAGAUUCAAGGAAACGAUUUACAGAUUCAACGAGCAGAAAAAGACGAUAUCAUUGUUUUUGAAGGACAUUUAGCAGCCGCAACUAGUCGAGCUGUUAUAACUGAAAGUACAAGUUUGCUGGUCAGCCAGCUAAUAAGUCUUGACCCAAGUGGUUCACCUAGACACCCACCAAAACAUAUAAUAGAUUGUUUGAAAGUUUUAAAUGAAAAAUAUGGCCUUGGGAAAAUGUUUUGUCGAAGCAGAGACCCAGACUUCCUGCUGUCUAUCAUUCAAAGUCAGGGAUCAUCAAGAAGUAUGCCAUGGUUAGCUGAUUUAGUUCAAUCAAGUGAAAGUUCAUUAAGCACAUUACCUGUUCAAUGUCUUUGCGAAUUUUUGCUGAUGAAACACAAUGCCCCUGAAAGUGAAACUUAUCAUUCAAAACAUAAAUCAACCAAACCUAAGGUGGCUGCAAGAUUACAAGACCUUUUACUCGGUCGAGAUGCUACUGCUCAAUCCUCUACAGAAUUGAUAUCUUAUUUUAUACAAAGAUGGCCGUCAUCUGAAAUGAGAGACAGAGAAGCGGCUGUUGAUGGGUUCCAGUCUAUUCUGCUGCUGCAAAAGAAAAGCAGGAUAAGCAUCAGUGGUGAGGAAGACAGUCAUGAUGAAAUGAAAAGCAUCAGGAGACCACCAAAAGUAACAAUUGUCAAAGACCACACCUUCUCCUGGUUACAUGAAAAGCUACCCAGCCUACCUUUUUUCAGUCAUGCAAAGUUAAUUGUUGUGACGUCUUUGCGGCAGGCCUUGCAUGUAGAAGUAAAUGUCCCUCGUUUACAAGCAUACAUUUUAUUCCUCACGAAACAUCAUUAUGAAUUUGGUGAGAGGUUUACACAAAUGCUGACCGAAGACAUAUCACAAUUACUAACAUCACGAAAAACUAUAUCAAAAAGACUUCUAACCAACUCUGAAACUUACCUUGCUUUGUUGAAGCUGUAUUGUUUUGCUGUGAAGAGUCAGCUUAAGCCAGUUACUGAAGAACACCAGUGGUGCAAUGAUCCAGACAAAACUGUUGUUACUUGGACUGGCAAUUCGAUCCAUGCUGGAAACACAGCUCUUCUUCAUUCAAGAAUAAUCCAUGCAUCCAUUAUCUUGUUGACUCACAAUUCAAAUUUUAAGGAACAAGAGGAUUUUAGCUUCUUGUUACAAACAUGGUUUCCUCAAAAUGGAAAGGUCGAAACACGACUAGCAGAUACUGGUGACAAUUGUGAUAUAUUGCAACAUUGGUUAAGGAUAUUUAUGGUUCAAUCCAAUAUUGAAACUCUGGUAACUGCCGGGUUUAGAGGAUUGCCGAUUGAAGAAUUGAUAUCGUUGUUGCAAGUAUUUGGGCUACCUUUACCCAGUUUGGACUUACUACUGAAACUUCUUGAUUUGUCAGCUGUUGAGUCUCCUGAUCAAACCCUUGAUGCUGUAAAUGAUAAAGACUAUAUUAUUCAACUCAUUCAACUUGCCCAAUCCAGAGGAGCGCGUAAUGGCAAGCAGCUUUGUAAAAUUCUUCAAGAGGAUGACAAAAUGGUUGUCAAGUCUCUAUGCGUUGAAAAAAUUGCAAAUGAUUUAUCUGUUAUUAAAGUGGACGAUGAACCAAUGGAAACAGUCCAACCAAAAAGCGCUGACAUACUUACUGAAGAAUUCAUCCAAAAAACUUUGCUUGAUAUGUUCACGUCAGAUAAAAACAAAACACCGUCAAAGAAAUUCUUGUGGUUGAAACAAAGGUUAGCACUGGCUUGCAUUUCAAUACAAUCUGAUGAUUCAAACGUUACACAGUUGGUUGUGUCUGUACUGAUAGAUUUGUGUGACAAGGAGAGCUUUUGCAGUAAUUUCUGCACGCAUAGAGCAGCUGGUGCUAUACUCAAUUGUGUCAUGAGAAAUCAAAACACAAAGGCAGAGAGCAAAAUGAUGUUAUUUAAAAAAUUAGCAAAAUGUGCGACAAAGUCAUCUGAAGUAGACAAGCUUGUAAACUCUGCAUGCAGAAAGUACAAUUUAUUGAAUGAAGCAGAGAAUACUUCCUCCAAAUCAACAAAGUUGGAUGUUGUUUUAAAAGAUUUUUUGGCGUGUAAAACACAAGUUGAAGCAGUUAAGACAGGAAAGAGAAUGUUAUGCAAGAUGCAGGAAGAGGGAAUUGAAAACUUGCCAAAAGAAAAAUUAGUAAAGGCAUGCAAAACUAUGUUAUCUAAAUGCAGAUUUCUUUGUGAACGAUUUAUUCAUACAUUCUGCUCUGGUUUUCAAAGUCAAAGAAGCAUCAAACGAUGCUUGGAAGUAUUGAUUGAAGUAUUUUCAACCUGCGAUGAAAAAGAUUUGGGGAUAUUAAUUGAUUGGAUAUCGAUUCUUGACCCUGAAAUUCUUCAUUUAAAUCCAAUCCUUCAACGAGAAUUUCUAUUCAAACAAAGAGAUGCAUGCUCACUGGACACGUCCUACCUUGCUUCUAUGCUUGUACAUGAGAGUAGAGAUUUCACUUUGCAAGAUUGUUUGACGUGGCUGCUGACGUCUCAAAAAGAUGUUGACAGCUUAAACACAACAACCUGCUUAGACGUUUUAAGUGCAAUGUUCAACAAUCCUCGUUUAUGGCAAGGUCGGGAAAACAAACAAACUGACGAAAGCAGUAAUCUUCAAGAUAAAUCUCUAAACAACCAUCAAAUGCGAAUUGAUCUUAAUGUCAAUCAGUUGUACAGACUUAUUGAACUGAUGCUGCAUGAACUUAGACAAACUAUGAAUGAUGGAGCAUCCAAUGAAAGCGCCACCCUCGAUAGUUUGAUGGAAAAGCGUCUGGCGUUGUUAUUGAAUCUAUCCGCGAAGGAGACACAGCGACUAAGAAAAGCAGUUAAUCUGAUGAAACAACGAAAGAAGUUCCCAGAACACGUUGAAACCUGUUUUAUGAAAUAUUUAUACAUGCGUAAACCAACUCUACUUCGCAAUAUGGCGGCUGAGCUUGGCUUGAAUGAGAGUAAUAUGCUACCAAACGAGAAUAAAACUGAGAUGGAUGAGCUUAUUCAUCGGUUAAUUUUAAAAAUAGCCGAACCUGCUGGUACUCCUGAGUGGGAGAUGAAAUUUAAAAAUGUUAGCACAAUAAAUAAAAGACUGGCAGUUACACAUCCUUUUGCGUUUAUCAGACAACUACCAUUUAUGUUAUCCAUGCUGAAAGGGAAAAGUCGGUUAUCACAUGGCGCAUUUAAACUAACCAAUCAGCUAAUGUUGUGUAGUCACGUGUUUGGAUUGUUUGAUCUUCUGCGACCACAUGUGUUUCAACAAGACAUGGCUUCUAAAAAUAUGAUGUCUUUGUUUGUGGAAGUCUUUUUGGAUCUAAUACAGUCCUCCUGUCUGGCGCCUGACGAGUGCACAGUAUUUGUGAGUAAACUGGUUGAGUUUUUGAAUCAUUACAUCGCAUCUGGUAAUAAUGACGUCGGUAAUGUUUUGUCCAAGCACGAAAUGUUUUUCCGGGAUUUAUUGUACGAUUUCCCAAACUUUCAAGGACUGACGUCAAUAUGCAGUUUAAUCUCCACACUUCACUCUUCUCCGGAGGUGAAACCCACUUUAGUUGCCUUAACUGCAGCUCCGUGGAACGAGAUUCAACUCACUUCUUUUAAACGAAGACUGUCGAUGGACCACCAUGAUAAAGACUUACUAAGCGUGCUUCGUGAUUUGGAUGAGACUUCGAAACGAAAGACAGACAUACUGCAACAUUUCAUGGAAGAGUUGUGUCUGUUGACGUCAUCCUCGCAUCAAGAGAUAAGAAAUAAGUCACAUAUGCUUUUAAUACGUCAUUGCAAACAACAACCGAAAAAAUCUGCACGACUGAUCGAGUUAUAUUUGGAGCGUUUAAAUUCCAACAACACUGACGUCAUGAUGUCAGCUGCUGCGCAUGUGUCUCAAGCACUUCUACUUUGUGAUGCAUGGAAGUAUCAAACACUUGUUCCAUGAUGUCUCCUAGUAUCUUUUGAAGCCUACUAGUCAAGGAGAAGGAUGUAGUUUUCAAUCUGUCUGGUCAGGAAAAGCCAGGGAAUAUUUACUUGGAUAAUUGUUGUGAACCUGGUUUUUAUACUCAUUUCUGUACAAGUUGAUAAAUGCUCUAAACAAAGAAAGAAAUUGAAUGUUUGCUAGCAAUAAGUCCUGUGAAUCCUUAAUAGUGCUCACUCUUCUUGAUUUACAUUCUAAUUAUAGAUGUGUGUUCUUU
Messenger RNA from Hydractinia symbiolongicarpus, 6585 nucleotides. RefSeq names its product integrator complex subunit 1-like. Gene Ontology annotation, cellular component: integrator complex. Lineage: Eukaryota; Metazoa; Cnidaria; Hydrozoa; Anthoathecata; Hydractiniidae. Bases 45 to 6332 code for a protein of 2095 amino acids. Gene Ontology annotation, biological process: U2 snRNA 3'-end processing. The transcript has 43 exons. The record is from RefSeq and is a predicted model, not a curated record.